Molecule: messenger RNA, 1667 nt
Organism: Ochotona curzoniae (black-lipped pika)
Lineage: Eukaryota; Metazoa; Chordata; Mammalia; Lagomorpha; Ochotonidae
Product: keratin, type I cytoskeletal 19
Exons: 9
Coding region: 48-1490 (480 amino acids)
Molecular function (GO): structural molecule activity
Source: RefSeq, a predicted model, not a curated record
CCACUGUCCCUUGCUGCCACCGCCGCCGCCUCCUUUUCCUCCUCGCCAUGACUUCCUCCUACAGUUACCGCCAGACAUCCGCCGCCUCAACCUUCGGGGGCCUGGGUGGCGGCUCCGUGCGUUAUGGGGGUGGGAGCAGCUUUCGCGCCCCCAGCAUCCACGGGGGCUCCGGCGGCCGUGGCGUGUCUGUGUCCUCGGCCCGUUUCGUGUCCUCGUCCUCUGGGGGCUACGGUGGUGGCUAUGGGGUCGCACUGGCCGGGUUUGUUUCCUCGGGUUCAGGAGGGGGCUAUGGGGGUGGCAUGAACUGUGGCUUUGGUGGAGGAGGGGCCGGAGGUGGUUUUGGUGGGGGGUUUGGAGGUGGCUUCGGUGAUUUUGGUGGUAGUGAUGGUGGCCUCCUCUCUGGCAAUGAGAAGAUCACUAUGCAGAACCUCAACGAUCGCCUGGCCUCCUACCUGGACAAGGUGCGCGCUCUGGAGGAGGCCAACACUGACCUGGAGGUGAAGAUCCGUGAUUGGUACCAGAAGCAGAGCCCGAGCAGCCCAGAGCGUGACUAUAGCCCCUACUACAAGACCAUUGAGGAACUGCGGGACAAGAUCCUGGCGGCCACCAUCGACAACUCCCGGGUCAUUCUGGAGAUUGACAACGCCAGGCUGGCAGCUGACGACUUCAGGCUCAAGUAUGAGAAUGAGCUGGCCCUACGCCAGAGCGUGGAGGCCGACAUCAACGGGUUGCGCAGGGUGCUGGAUGAGCUGACCUUGGCUAGGACUGACCUAGAAAUGCAGAUCGAAGGCCUGAAUGAAGAGCUGGCCUACCUGAAGAAGAACCAUGAGGAGGAGAUGAAGGAGUUUGGCAGCCAGCUGGCUGGUCAGGUGAAUGUGGAGAUGGACGCAGCCCCCGGCGUGGACCUGAGCCGCAUGCUGGCAGAGAUGCGGGAGCAGUAUGAAGCCAUGGCGGAGAAGAACCGGCGGGACGCUGAGGCCUGGUUCUUCACCAAGACAGAGGAGCUGAACAAAGAGGUGGCUUCCAACACGGAGAUGAUUCAGAGCAGCAAGACGGAGAUCACCGACCUGAGACGCACCAUGCAGGGGCUGGAGAUCGAGCUGCAGUCCCAGCUCAGCAUGAAAGCUGGACUGGAGAACUCACUGGCGGAGGUUGAGUGCCGUUAUGCCACACAGCUGCAGCAGAUCCAGGGGCUCAUCAGCAGUCUGGAGGCGCAGCUGAGCGAGCUGCGCUGUGAGAUGGAGCAGCAGAACCAGGAGUACAACAGGCUGCUGGACAUCAAGUCAAGGCUGGAGCAGGAGAUUGCCACCUACCGCAGCCUGCUUGAGGGCCAGGAUGCCAAGAUGGCUAAUGUGGGCAUCCGAGAAGUCUCUCUGGGCGGUGGUGGCAGUGGCGGUGGUGGCGGCAGCGGCAGCAGCAGUGGUUUCCGUGUUCAUAUUGAGGAGUCUGUGAAUGGCAAGGUGGUUUCUUCCCGCAAGAGAGAAAUCUGAGUGCUCAGGCUGCGUGGAGUCCAGGCUGCGUGGAGUCCAGUCCUGCCCCCAAGAGCACGCUCCCAGCUUGAAGUUUUACACGCCUCCCCCGUCCGGGUUCUACCUUUUAGGGCCAGGACCUGCAGGAAGCAACUGUCCUGGGUCAACGAGCUGCUUUGCAUGGUGUCCUCUCCUACA